This is a messenger RNA of Phasianus colchicus (ring-necked pheasant), 1877 nucleotides long. The record is from RefSeq and is a predicted model, not a curated record. Lineage: Eukaryota; Metazoa; Chordata; Aves; Galliformes; Phasianidae.
UGGGGUGAGACACAAGAGAGGGAAGUAUGUUUUCAUCCCCUGCUACUUCUGAUUAUUAGAAAGUAUGAGCAUAAUUGGGACUACUAACUUCACUCUUUUUUGUUAUUUGAUGUGAGAAGAUGGAAAUUUAAAGGCAGACAAUCAAUGUGUCUAAAUCUGGAGUUCGAUUUAUAACUUCUGAGAAGAUUCAUCAGCAGGAACUAAAAAACAGAACCUUCUGUUGAAGUAAAUUGGUCCAUAGCCACAGAAGCUGCAUAACAGACACCACAGCACAGAUGCUGAAGUCUUCAUUAAAGGAUAUGUAAAGUAGUGAGGUGUGUUGGUGUCACUGCAUAGAGAAGUAAAGUCUGGAGCCCAGUUAAUGUUAAACUUAUGAGCAGAUAUUUUCCCCUCAGUGCUUGUUCACACACGCAGCCUCACCCCACCAAUCUAACAGGUUUAGGAGAAGCACCUUUUUUUGUCCCUGAGAAGGAGCUCUUAUUACAGGAAGUGAUUUCAGACUUGGGCAUUUUUUUUUUUUUUUCCCCUAACUCUCCUUUGCUACCAGUGACUGGGAACAAGCAAGAUUUAAGUUAAUGGUUAACAUGGCUACACAGAAAUUCUGACUUCCUCCUACUGAGGUCAGGACAGAAAACUGCCUCUGCUCGCAGAGGAAGAGACGAGAGCUGAGCAAAGAGCAGUUCACAUCACAGAGGGGCUGGAGAGCAGUAGCUUCACGCAAUAGAGAAAAGAGGAGGAAAAUCCAAAAAGAGCAAGAACUGUUUGCUGUAAAGAUUGGUAAGAACCAAGAUACUUUCUCUCCCACUUGGAUUGCUGACUCAACAGUUGUUGCUAACAAAACCCACAGGUGUGGUGAGUUGAGACGAUUUCAUUGUACCUGACUGCUUGGACUCGUGUGUAUUUGUGUAGGGAGCAAGGUGAGAAAAGAUUGAUUUGCUGUGGUAUCGAACAACAGAGUGGCUUUUCCUCCCUUUUCCUUCUCCUAGAGGUUGCUGAUGGCUAAACAGACAUCCUCUUCAGACUGUUCUCAUCUCAUUGACCACAGCCACGUCUCUGAGUUUGAGGUAUCUCCUUGGAUCAAGAUCACUUUGGCCUCGCUCGACAUCUGCAUCUUUGUGGCGGGCAUCUUGGGCAACAGCAUCACCAUCAAGGCUACCAGGAUCCUGCAGAAGAAAGGCUACCUGCAGAAGGAGGUCACGGACCACAUGGUGAGCCUAGCCUGCUCUGACCUGUUGGUCAUCCUACUGGGCAUGCCCAUGGAGUUCUUCAGUGCCAUCUGGAAGCCCUUUGCCACCCCAAAUGGCAACGUGGCUUGCAAGCUUUACUAUUUCCUCUUUGAAGCCUGCAGUUAUGCAACUGUGCUGCAUGUGGCCACCCUUAGUUUUGAGAGGUAUGUGGCUAUCUGCCACCCCUUCAAGUUCAAGGCAGUCUCUGGGCCCCGUAAAGUGAAGAUCCUCAUCGCUUUUGUCUGGGGGACAUCUGUCAUUGUGGCUCUGCCCCUCCUCUUUGCCAUGGGCACAGAAUAUCCACUGGAAAUCAUUGAGGACUAUCAAGGUGCAACUGCCUGUGCCAAGUCAACUGCCAGACACCACCAUCCCGAACUAAAGCAAAACAUGACAAUCUGUACCAGCCUCUCCUCCAAGUGGCCCGUCUUCCAGGCCAGUAUCUUCAGUGCCUUUGCAGUGUACAUCAUAGUGCUGGGGUCUGUUGCCUUCAUGUGCCGCAGCAUGAUGAAAACCCUGAUGAUCCACAAGAAAGGAACUGUGGCAGUGAAGGGCGAGCCCGGACAACAGGAGCAGUACCUAAGGAAAAGUGAGAGCUCAGAGGGCAAGAGCUCCAGGAGACAGAUCAUUUUAUUCCUGGGGCUGGUAACUUGA